Brassica oleracea var. oleracea is the source of this 1485-nucleotide messenger RNA. RefSeq lists its product as uncharacterized. NCBI's taxonomy places the organism in Eukaryota, Viridiplantae, Streptophyta, Magnoliopsida, Brassicales, Brassicaceae. The record is from RefSeq and is a predicted model, not a curated record. The transcript has 3 exons. The coding region runs from base 507 to 1301 and encodes 264 amino acids.
UGUGUUCUCCACCCACCGAUUCCAUUGUACCUCUCUCUAUAUAUUUAUACUAUACUAUACAGAGAGUUAUAGAUAUUAUACAGAUACAUGCAUAGAGAGUAAGUGGCUCUUUACUACUCUUCAAUGCUCGGUUUCGGCUAUACAAUGGCGAUUUUUGAGAAUAUGGGAGAGAAUCGGGUGGGGCUGUUUUGUUCUCUCAGGUCCAUUGAAACUAUAACCCACUAAGUCUCAAAAGCAAAAGAAAACAAAAACAAACGGAUCAAUUUUUCUUUAUUAUUUUCCUGUUUUUGUUUCUUUCUUCCUCCUUCACUCUCAAGCAUAACGUUUUGUGUUUCACUGACGAACAAAGUGCAAGUAAGUCGCGAGUGAAAAAAAAGGAUUUUUUUUUUCUUCUCUGCUUCAAAUAAAGCUCUCGUCUUUUCAAAGAUAAUGAAACUUUCUGAUCGUUAAGUUACGGAAACUAUGAAGACAGUUUAGUUAUAAAGUAUUGAUUUUUUCAGUGAAUUAUGCUGAAUAAGAGAUCGAGAAGCAAACAAACAUUAAUGGCGAAUACGAACCAGAAACAGAGUAAACCGACGCCGUUUCCGCGGCUAUUCACAGCUUUCACCAGCUUCAAAAGCUUCACCGAAAACGACGCCGUCGCCAGCCCAACCUCUAUCCUCGACACCAAACCUUUCUCUGUUUUGAAAAACCCUUUCGGACCCGACAGCCCGAAAAUCCACGAACCCGAGAUCCGGCUCAAGCUCGAACCCAAAAGAAUCGGACUCGCCCUUGUCGAUACUCUCAUCCAAGAAGAACCCGGAUUCUCACGACCAAGAUCCGGCUCCAUUCUAUUCGGGUCACAGCUCCGGAUCCGGGUCCCGGACUAUCCACGAUCAUCGGCGGAUUUCGGGACCAAAACGAAGAAUUCCCCGAUCUUCCCUCCGCCGGAAGAGACGAAGAGAUUGGUUUCCGGGCCGGGUCUCGGGUCGGCCCGAAUCGUCACGGCCUAUUUCUCGACCAGCGAUAUGGAACUAUCGGAGGACUACACGUGCGUGACGUGUCAUGGGCCUAACCCGAGAACGAUCCAUAUAUUCGAUAACUGUAUCGUUGAGAGUCCACCCGGCGUCGUUUUUUUUCGGAGGUCCGACACGGUUCACGAAUCGGAUUAUUUACCACCCGACAGCUUUCUCAGUACCUGCUGUAACUGUAAGAAGAAUCUUGGUCCUCGUGAUGACAUUUUCAUAUAUAGGGGAGACAGAGCUUUCUGUAGCAGCAAAUGCAGGUCUCUGGAGAUGAUGUCGGAGGAAAAUGACAUUUAGUGGAAUAAGCUUUUUUGAGAUUAUAAAAUGUUAUGAUAAUGACUAAAAUAAAUAACUGUAGUAUUAAGAUGAAAAUGUUGGAUAAUAACUUUUGCUUAGUUGCUUUUUUGCUAGAGGCAGAGCUGGUAUCUAUGUGUAUUAUGUGUCUACAUGCAUAAUCAUAUACUUCAUCUUUUACUUUUUA